AUGCCCGUUCUUGCUGACGUCCUCGCUGAAGACCUCAAAGCUCAAAAUGCCGAACCCUUCCUCAGCCGGCUGACACUCGAUCUAACCAAAAAACCGCCCGGAUUGAGUAAUUAAAAUCGGUCGAAACAGGCGUAUGUUUUUGCAGCAAACAUGUUAAAAUGUUUGUUUCGAAUCGAAAUUUCCAACUUUUUUGCUUUUAGUUUUUCGAAAAAAACCCGUGUGAAGGGGCUUUUCGAUCAGAGGCGCCAGGUGCAGCUGAAAGGGGGGUGUUUUUUAUUGAAAAGGAAAAAACAUUUUAUCCGAUAUUGUUAUUGGCCUGGGCUUUUAGAACAGGGCUGACUGAUUGUUGGGAAUGGAAUUUGUUUAUCGAAAAAAAGGUUUUUUGAUAAAUGAUUGAAUGAUUAAUUUGAGCUGUGGAAAGAAAGUUUUUGCAAUAUUUUGUUUUGUAAAGAAAGUUUUUGCCAUUUCUUAUAUUGUAAAGAAAGUUCUUUCGAUUUUAUGUUUUGUAAAGAAAAUUUUUGCCAUUUUUUUCUUUGUAAAAAAAGUUCUUGCAUUUGACUGGCAAAAUAACUAAAUUAAUGUCAUUUGUAUUACCUAAAAGAACUGUUUUUGUGACUAAUUCGCAUUAUUUACAAGAACAAAAAAGCAAUUGAUCAGACUGAUCUUUUAGUAAAAGUAAAGGGCGAAAGGAGUAAGGAAAUGGUGGUUGAACAUGUUUUGAAGGGUUAGAAAGGCUCGUUUUGUUUAUUUCAAACUGGCUUUGUGUUGUGUUUUUGUGGUUGUAAAGAAAGUUUUUGCAAAUUUUGUUGUCUGUUUUUUAUUUCUAAGUGUUUUUUUUAAAUAUGUCAUCAUGACAUAUUUUUCGAAUUUUUUAAAAUUUUUGUAUACGUUUUGAAAUAUGUCAUCAGGGCCCUUCACGAGGGGGGGGACGAGGAGGGGGGUAAUCAGAAAAAAAUUUCAAAAAAAAGUUAAACGUGGUCCCCCCCCUGUAGAUUUUUGGAAAAAAAAUUUUUCGACCCCCGCCCUCAGACCGAAUGAUUCCACCCGGCCCUACAUGUCAUCAUGACACAUUUUUUUAAAGUAAAAAAAAAUUUUUUUUUCUAUUUUUUUACUUUGAUUAUUUACUUUUUUCAAACACUUUAAAAAUAUGUCAUCAUGACUUUUAAAAUGUGUCAUGAUGACAUAUAAAAUAUGUCAUGACGACGCAUUUUUUAAAAUUUGUGAGGUUUUACAGCUUCAAAUUAUGCUUUAACGACUGUUUUAUUUAAUUUUGCAGCUUUUUAAGUAAUUUAAAAUAUGUCAUGAUGACACUUAAAAUAUGUCAUCUUGACACAUUUUUAGAACUUUACAAAACCGUUAUAUAUUGGCACUAAAAAACGGUUUUCAGUUAGAUUUGACUUGUUUUCCCAUAAUUUGAACCAUGUCAUCACGACGCAUUAAUUACAGAUUCCUCGCUCAAGCUGCCGCACGUUCGCCAGCCAUCGGCCGCGACCCUGCCACCCAAACAGAAUGGCACAUUCAAGCGAAGAGGUGAGUUAAUUACAUGUUUACAUCUUCGUUUCUUUAUUAUAACUUCUUCAUUUAUGUGUCAUGUGUAAACAUCGACUUGCUUCGUAAAGGUGUGACAUUGAAGUGUUUUUAUAGAUGUGGAAGUUGAGUGGAAGAUUUGUAAUGUAUUUUGCACUGAAAAUCUUCCACCAAACUUUCACUUUUAAAAAGUCUUAAAAUGGCCUAAAAACACGUUUUAAGAACUUUUUAGAAUUGGAAGUUGAGUGGAAGAUUUUCAGUGCAAAAUACAUUACAAAUCUUACACCAACCUUCCAUGUUUAAAAAGUGCCAAAAACGUGUUUUUAGGCCAUUUUAAGACUUUUUGAAAGUGGAAGUUGAGUGGAAGAUUUUCAGUGCAAAAUACAUUACAAAUCUUCCAUUUAAAUUCCACUUUUAAAAAGUGUCAAAAACGUGUUUUUAGGCAAUUUUAAGACACUUUAAAAAUGGAAGUUGAGUGGAAGAUUUUCAGUGCAUAAUACAUUAUAAAUCUUCCACUCAACUUCCACUUUUUAAUAAAUGCCAUUUCUUGCCUUCUAACGAAAAUUCUUGUCAUUUUGUGUUUUGUAAUGAAAGUUCUCGCUUAAUCUGACGUUUCAACCCAUAUUUCUAGUUUAUUUUGAUUAAAAAACAAAAAAAAACUGAUAACAAUGUUUAUGUGUAGAGCCCUUUGGGCAUUUAUUUUGUUUGAAAUAAGCCAACAAAUUACUUUUUUUGGGGGAAAAAAGCUGAACAUUGCUGUAAAUGACAGUUGUUCGAAUGUUUGUAACGAAAGUUUUUGCUAUUUUUGGACUUAUGCUAACUUUUGAGCUUACUUGAAAAAUGGAAUUUGAGUGGAAGAUUUGUAACGUAUUUUGCACUGAAAAUCUUCCACCCAACUUCCACUUUUAAAAGUUCUAAAAAUGCCCUAAAAACACGUUUUUAACACUUUUUGGGGGUGGAAGUUUGGUGGAAGAUUUAUAAUGUAUUUUGCACUGAAAAUCUCUCACUUACUUUUCACUUUUAAAAAGUGCUUAAAACUUGUUUUUAGGUCAUUUUACGGAAUUUCAUAAAUGGAAGUUUGGUGGAAGAUUUUUAGUGCAAAUUGCAUUACAAAUCUUCCACUCAACUUCCACUUUAAUAAGAGCCGUUUUUUGAACUGUAAACAAAGUUUUUUCUUUUUCAUCGUACAAAAAGUGUAAAAAGGUUUAUUCUGAGUAUACAUGACAGAUUUAUGACUAUUUUCAUAUUUUAGUCAGGCCAAGACGACGAAGAAGAAGGUCAUCUGAAGUGGAGUUUCUGGAGCGAACCCACUCUUUAUCAGACUGUUUCCACGAUUCAUCUGGCUCGGACGCGGAUUGUGAAGGCGCUAUGGAGUCGACAGAGACUUUAAACGGUAAUUUUUUUAUUUGAACAAAGGCUAUGGCACUUUAAGGAAAGUGGAAGUUUGAUGGAUGAUUUGUAAUGUAUUUUGCACUAAAAAUCUUCCACUAAACUUUCAUUUUUAAAAUGGCUUAAAAUGCCCUAGAAACAUGUUUAAGCAUUUUUAUAGGUGGAAGUUGUGUGGAAGAUUUUCAGUGCAAAAUACAUUACAAAUCUUCCACCCAAAUUCCACUUCGUAAAAAGUGAUAUUUUUGGUUCUGCAAAGAAAAUUCUUGUCGUUUUAUGGUUAUAAAGAAAGUUUUUGCUAUCUUAUACUAUUAACAAAAAUUUUUAAUCAUCUUUUCUUCUUGUAACAUCCAAAAGACAUCAAAAACCAAGUGUAAUAUCUCAUUCCCUAUCAUCUCACAUAUUCAAUUCAAACCUCAGCAAAGAAGAUUUUAACUACUUAUGUCUACGUUCUACACGCUUACAUUCAGUUCGAAAUUUUCAUAAAUGAGGCGGUAUUUGCUUGUGACAAAAAAACGGGUCGGAUUUCAGGGUUCACGUAAUUGAUACGUUUAGGGGGACAAUGACACUUUGUAGGUCAAAAUCUAGUGGAAGAUUAGACAAAUUUUGAAAAACGUGGUUGGAAAAGAUGGAGAAAUAGAUGGGGAAUUUAAAAUUGAGAUUAAAAUUUUAAAAAAUAGGAAGAAACUUUGUCUACAGGGCUUCUUAGGCUAGAUUUUGUUCGAUUUUUACUGGUUUUGAGAGGUAUCGCAGUACAUUUUUGCCAUUUUUUAUUAAAACGGCAAGCGGAAUUUAACAAGUAUAGCAUACAACGAUAGAGCAGUAGCUUGGGAAUUCAAAAUUGACAUUGAAGUUUUAAGAAAUACGAAGAAACUUUGUUUACAGGGCUUUUCAUGUCAGAGUUUUUUCAGACUUUAAGGGUUUUUGAGUGGUAUAGUAUUCAUUUAUGACAUUUUUUAUUAACAUUAAUAAAUAAAUUUAACCAACUGUGGUUGGAAAAGAUAGAAAAAUUGAUAGGGAAUUCAAGAUUGAGAUUGAAGUUUUAAAAAAUACGAAAAAACUUUGUUUACAGGGCUUUUUAUUCUAGGUUUUGUUCAGAUUUUAGGGUUUUUGAAGGUAAAGUCAUUCCUUUAUGCCAUUUUUUAUAAAUACUAGUAAAUAAGUUUGAAAAAAAAUAGUUGGAAAAGGUAGAGAAAAAGAUGGGGAAUUCAAAACUAAGGUACAAAUUUUUAAGAAAUACGAAGAAACUAUGUUUACAGGGCUUUUUGGUCUGGAUUUUGCUCGAUUUUAGGAGUUUUUGGGAGAUUUCGGGUAUUUUUUGAGGGUGGGGUAGGAAAUAUAAUAGGACAAAGCAUGGUAUUUUAGUCUAAGGCAUGGUAUUUGGUAUUGUAGGCUGCAAGGGCGUGGGGGACAUGGGGGAGGAGGUAACCCCUCAGAAAAAAAAUUUUGAAAAAAAGUUGAACGUGUUUCCCCCCUGUGGAUUUUUCCGACCCCUGUCCCCAGACCAAAAGUGCCCGCCUGGCUUUGAUAGUAGGGUAGGGAAAGGUAUUUUAAGAUAGGACCUGGUAUUAUAGGGAAUGGUAUUGAAGGGUAGGGAAAGGUAUUUUAAGGUAGGACCUUAUAUUAUUUUUUGGAUAGGGUAGGGUAGGGUAGGGUAGGGUAGGGUAGGGUAGGGUAGGGUAGGGUACGGUAGGGUAGGGUAGGGUAGGGUAGGGUAGGGUAGGGUAGGGUAGGGUAGGGUAGGGUAGGGUAGGGUAGGGUAGGGUAGGGGAGGGUAGGGUAGGGUAGGGUAAAGUAGGGUAGGGUAAGGUAAGGAUUAAUUGCAAUAACUAAGAUUGCUUAUAAUUUGUUUAGAAAAAGUUUAUUCGUUCAUAAUGUCAGUCGGCCCAAAAACGGCCGACUGAACGUGAAUAGAAUCCCACUGGGAAGGUGUGAAAAACUGACAGAAUAUGCAUUACGUUCUUUCAAAAGUCAAAAAAUUAAAACGGCUUUAAUGUCAGUGAAAGUGGUCUGGAUAGAUUAUUUUUUUAAUUUUUGAGGAUUUGUAAAGAAAGUUCUUGCCAUUUUUUUAUAAAAAUUGAAAAAUGUUAUAAUUCUGCUUAAAAGUUCACUUUGAUGGCGUUUCAUUAUCAGCUUUAUCAUUAUGAAAAGAAUUUAAUUAUGUCAUCAUGACACAUUUUUUAGAAUUGUCAAAAUAUGCUUGAAACUGCUAUUUUUAGAAAUAUCCGACAUUUUUUAAAAAAUUUUAGCCAUUUUUAUAUUUCCGUGGUCAUAUCACAUUUAUUUUGUCAUAUUUUUAUAUUAUACUGACGUUUUUUUAAGAAUGAGGACGUUCCAAGCAUCUCGACAGAAACAUGAGUUUACUGUCAGAGUCACAGGUAAUUUUUAAACAAUUUUGAGGAUUGUAAACAAAGUGUUUGCCUCUUUUUACAAUUUGAACAAUGAUAUUAGGUUUUAUAAGAAGUGGAAGGUUGGUGGAAGAUUUGUAAUGUAAUUUGCACUGAAAAUCUUCCACUCAAAUUCUACUUUUGAAAAAUCUUAAAAUAAUCUAAAAACACGUUUUUGGCACUUUUUAGAGGUGGAAGUUAGGUGGAAGAUUUUUAGUGUAAUUUGUACUGAAAAUCUUCCACUCAACUUCCACUUUUGAAAAGUGUUAAAAAUGCGUUUUUAGGCUAUUUUAAGGCAUUUUAAACGUGGAAGUUCAGUGGAAGAUUUUCAGUGCCAAAUACAUUACAAAUCUUCCACUUAACUUCCACUUUUUAAAAAGCGGCAUUUUUUGUUCUGUAACAAGCGCUCUGGUGCAAGAUUUACUUUUAUUACCCAAAAACCUUGUUAAAGUUCAUUUUCGACCAGGAAAAACAGUUCUUCGUUUUAAAAAGUGAAUUUUUUGGCUAUUUAUUUUGAUUGUUACAACAAAUUGGAAGAAGAAUCGUUUUUAAACAGCUUUAAUUUAACGAAAUUACCGUCGAAAACAAUAACAACGACUACUAUUUUCUAUCGUAUUUCAAACAAAAUUGUCGAAAAAUUUAGUUCCAGCCGUUUUUCAACAGACCUACUUUUUAAAUUUUCGAUUUUUGUCAUUUUUGGGGUCGAAAAGUAGUGGCAUUUUGUAAAGUUUGGCGAGAAAAAAGAGUUUUCAUCAAUUAGUUGGGACAGUCAUCGAUAACAUAGCCGAUGUUUUUGGUUUUUAUUUAGGUAAGAUGUUUAGUUUCUUACUUGGAAACGUUUUGUAACUUUAAAGCAUUGUAAAAAAGGGCAUAUAAUAGUAUGAUUGAUGUAAUAAAUUGUAUCAAUGGCUUUAAAUUGACCAAAAAAAGCAAAAAUUUAUAAGAAAAAAAAAUUUUUGGGUGUGACGGAGAUUUUGUCCUAUAACUUGUCACCCAGUGAUCAAAGGCUUUUAAAAUUUGGUUGACUUGUAGAUAAUACUAUGUAGUAUCUAUAUUUAAAACUGUAGGUCAAUUAAAUUUGUCGGUUUUAUGUUAUGAUAGUUUAAGGCGAGCUUUUCUUGAAAUUCUAGCUUUAUUGUGGUUGAUGACGGUUUUUAUCGUAUAACUUGUCACCCAGGUAUUGAAAUUAUAAAAAAAUUGUCUUGGCUUGUAGAUAAUACUAUACAGUAACAGUAUUUUAAAAUUUAGGUCAAUCAAACUUGGCAUUUUUAUAUUUUGACGACUUAAGUCUAGUCUUGCCCGAUUAACGAAUUUUUAUGUUUGGUGACAGUUUUAUCGUAUAACUUGUCACCCAGUGAUCAAAAGCUUAUAAAAUUUAGUUGACUUGUAGAUAAUACUAUAUAGAAUUAAUAUUUAAAAUUUGAAGUCAAUCGAAUUUGUCAGUUUUAUUUUAUGACCGUUUAAGGCUGGCUUUGCCUGGUUCUACCCUUAUUAUAUUUGAUGACAAUUUUUUUCGUGUAACUUAUCACUGAAUGGUCGAAAUUCUGAAAAAGUGUCUUGGCUUGUAGAUAAUAAUAUGUAGUAUCAGUUUGUAAAUUUUUAGAUCAUUUAAAGCUGUCAUUUUUGUUUAAUAAAGGUUUAAUAAUUCUAGCCUUGCCUGAUUCUGCUUUUAUUAUUUUUGAUGACAAUUUUUUUCGUAUAACUUCUUACUUUUCUAUUGAAAUUUUGUAAAUUUUUGGUGAAAUACGGCCAUUACUACUGACUACUACCACAAAGGAUUUUAUGUCUGUCAGUUAAGUUUUGACACCGUUAUAAAUAUUUUAGUUCAGUAUAUUAUCAUCAUUUUCAAGCUCUUAAUAAAUUGAUGUCUAACUUAAAAAAUACUAAAUUCCGUUUAAAAAACAAAUAGUUGUAGUUUUUUUAAACUCAAAACGUAAAUUCGAGGCAAUUUUAGUUCGAAAAUUAUCUCAUUUUUCAUUCGAAACGAGCUCCCGAAACUUUUAAUCAAGUUUGUUUUUAUCGAAACCGUUUGAAUAUUCAAUCUUUUUCUUGGAUCAAGGUGUCAUUUUACUUGAUAUUAACUAAACUUGCUUUAAUAUAUAUCCGAACUGCUUUUCUUUUUAAUAACCGUAUGUUAUAGUAUCGGUGUUUGGAGUAAAUGAGUUGUUUUUGGCUAAAAAUGAGGUUUUAUGAGCUGUUGGUCAUGAAUAAUAUGAAUGAUGGGGUUUGAAGUAGUACACGUGUUUUUGGGGUUAAUAUUGGUAUUUUGUGCAUUAAAAAUGACAUAUAAUUCAGAUUAAAAAAGGGAUUCUGAAUUUUUAGCAGCGGACAUGUUUCAUCGUAUAACAUGUCUCUCUUUCGCAGAUCGAAGGAGUCGGCCAGACUUUUAGCUCCAAAAAUAUUCUUCCUGGUCCAAAAUCCCUUUUUAGCUUCUAAACAAUCCGUUUUGUCAACAAAAUUGUGUCAAUACUUUUUGAUUCACCAACAGCUAACUGUUUUCCCAUCAAAAAUGACCUUGUCUUGCUCUCUCAUUGAUGUUGCUUCGUCAAACAACUGUUUUUUACACAGUUUCUUUAUCAAUAACCCAGCCCAAGUAUGUCCAUCUCAAUUUCACACAUAUUUUACCAUGUUUUGGAAAAGAAUUUGAUAAUUUAAGCCUCGAAACGUUACGAAUUCUGAUGAAUAAUAUCAAAUUUUUUGAGAAAUUUAGUGUUUUUUAGUGUUUUGACAAGAUUUUUGGCCAAGUUCUGGGUUGGAAAAGGAAGUUGGGUCGUUAUAAUGAAGCAAUUUUAAAUUCAAGUUAUUUUGUUAUCAAAACACUCGAAAUUUCAUAUCGUUUUUGAGUUAAAAAUAUCAAAACAAGGAAAGAAUGCCUUUAAAACCAAGAAUCUUUAGGGUUUUUGCCCAGAUUUCUUGGAUUUCACGCUGAUUUCUUACAAUUUUAGGUAACAAUAAUAUAUUUUCAGAUGCUCCAAAGGCUCAGUUUGUAACUCGUUUAUAUAAAAACGAUCACUGUGACGCCACAUAUCCACUUCUUCCACCACAAUCACCUCAAAACAUUCCUCGGCCGUUCUGGGCAAAAUUGGCACAAGCUCAACAGAACGGCACGCCAGCAGACUGGAGUCCCCAAUUGUUCAGGGUUGUAAAAACUGUUCAGGAAGCUAGGAUGGUAUGUAUUUUAUUAUGUUGUUGUGGAUUGUGGUUUAUAUUGGAUUAUAUUGAUGUUGGGGUUGAGGUGUUACUUACUUUUCUGAAUAUCUCUAUGAUAAAUAGAGUAGGUUAAAUGAAAUUUUGUGGAAUUAUUUAAGUUUUAAUUGUUUUGAUUUGUGUAAAUUUUGAAGUGUUUGGGUCCAAGGAAUUUUGAGAUACGCGAUAUUACACUAAGCGUUUAUGUGUCAUAUGGGUUUUUGCUAUAGCUCGAACAUUUUUUGAUUGAAUGAAAUGAAAUUUAAAAAAUAUAUUUGAAUUUAAUAUAACCUGUUUUAUGUCAAUUUUCAAGAGUUUUAGAUAUUAACUUUCUGAGAUACGAAGCUUUAAAUUUCUCAGUACCUAACACAAGAUAUUACAUCAACAUUUUUCAAAAAAUUGUGCCAAAAUAAACAUAAAAGCGAAUGAAUAAUAGUGUAAACAAAUUAUUGAUGUAAUCUAAUAUCUACUUUACGUGUUUUAGCCAUCAGUAUCACCGGAAAAUGGCUUGGAUUACGGCCAAAGAAUACGCUCGAAAAUGUCCACCGAUCUGCCAAUGGGACGAUAUUUCUCGGACGGAAGGCUGAUCGACUAUGUUCUGGCUUAUGAUUUGGACAGUGCUGAUGAGGAGAGUCUUAACAAUGAGAAGAUUGAGGUAAUCUUUUUUAAUUUACAUUUGUUUUUGAGGAUUUUUAGGUUUCAAUGUAUUUUGGCAUGGAUAAUAUUGGAAAACGAAGGAAAACUGAAUGAAGACGAAGUUUGGGCUAAAAUAAUAUUAGUUUUUUAUAAAAUACGCGCUAUAAUCCAACGUCUUAUAUUUUUCAAAAGCAUCUAACUUUAAUUUUUCAGUUUGAGCCAUUUUCCUUACCAACAUCCGCACCAUCAGCUCAGAAUCACCAAACCAAGCUGGAAAAACGCAAAAUUUUUGAACACAAUUUAAAAAUCUUGGGCUUAGAACUUGAAUACACGUUUGCCAAACAUUCUCGGAUUGGAUUUGUGUUGAUACAUGCACCAUUCAAGGUGUUAAUGAAGCAAGCCGAGCUUCUGAAGCUCAAAAUGCCGGUUUAUCAGAAUGACGUCAAGAAGGUUGGUUUUUUAGGUAAUAUUGGGGCUUUUAUUGACUGGAAUUGGUAUUUGUGGAUAGUAGAGAAGAUAGAAAAGGUGAUAAAGUGAAUUUUGAAUUUAAGAUUUUAGUGUAAAAUACGGAAAAGACCUUUAAAUUGAUGAAUUUUGAGAAUUUUAAAUAAUAUUUCUAUCUCUACAAUAAUAUAUUGACGAACUGAAUAUAAUUUAUGAUAUUAACGAAAAGAAAGGCUUUUAAAUUGUUUUAAGGGCAUGAUUUUUUGAUUUCAAGUUGAUCAACAUCAAUUAUGGCCAAAAAUUAUAUUGACAGCCAUUUUUUUAUCGAUUUUUUAAAAUUUUUUAAUUGUUAUGCUAAUAUUAUGAUAGAUAUGGAUUUAUUUUGUUUAUAUUAUUAUCUAGCAGGAUUUAAACUAUGGUUUAAGUAGAAAAAUGUUUGAUUUAGAGCUUUUAUCUUUUGUGAAAAAUUAAUUUUAACGGAUGUUAAAGGUAAUUUUCACGACUUUUAAAGCAAUUUUUGAUGCUUAUGUCAAUAUUUUAGUGUGUUAGUGCUUGCUUUCAAUGAGUUUUUUAUAGUUAUAAUGUAGAAUGUUGUUUUAACUUUGUAUACUUUAUAUAUUUUGUCACUUUUAGCACGCCAAUCUCAUGGAUGGAGCUGUGAACGCUUUCCUGAAGCGUUUCAGAUUCCUGGAUUUUGAUGAUAAAGUGAAAGAACGAAUCGAAACCCGAGACUACUUUUGCCAACCCUUCAUAGAACAACAUCUGGAAUGUUUUGUGAAUCACGAGAAUCCGGAAGCCUUCUUCUCCCGAGCCGAACGCUCCAGAAUGGUGUACGAUCUUCUGAUUCGAACACGCUACGAUCUGAAGGAAACCGGAGACAAAUAUCGAUUCGGAGUGGAGAGAUUGGUCAAGAAUAAGACGUACACGGCUUGUUAUCCUCUGCAUGAUGAGAUCUCGUACUAUAAGGGGGAGAAGUACGAAGCUACAACCUGUAGUGAUAGACAGUUGUUGUUUGAGAAUUGGGUUAAGGCUGGUAAUGUGUGGAAGUAUCAACCGUUACAUCUGAUUAAGUAGGUUUAUAUUGGCUUCUUUAGGUUGAAUCGAUUUGAAAUUUCAAAAAAAUUAAAAUUUUGAAAAAAAAAUUUUUCUUUUGAAAUUUUGAUAAAAAUUUAAAAUUAUAAAAAAAUUUAAUUUCAAAAACUUAAGAAACUAUUUCGGCACGAAAAUCGGCUUCUACUUUGCAUGGCUUGGAUAUUACACUAGGUUCUUGUACAUCAUAUCGAUCAUUGGAGUUUUAUGUGUGUUAUACGGGAUUGUCACCAUUAAUACUGAUGUUCCGAGGUAAGAAACAUUUAAAAUGUCUUAAAAUGGCCUAAAAACGCGUUUUUAACUCUUUAUAAGAAUGGAAGUAAGGUGGAAGAUUUGUAAUGUAUUUUGCACUGGAAAUCUUCCACUUAACUUCCAUUUCUAAAAAGUCGUAAAAUAGCCUAAAAACGCGUUUUUAACACUUUUUGGAAGUGGAAGGGCUCUACACAUAAACAUUGUUAUCAGUUUUUUUUUGUUUUUUAAUCAAAAUAAACUAGAAAUAUGGGUUGAAACGUCAGAUUAAACGAGAACUUUCAUUACAAAACACAAAAUGACAAGAAUUUUCGUUAGAAGGCAAGAAAUGGCAUUUAUUAAAAAGUGGAAGUUGAGUGGAAGAUUUAUAAUGUAUUAUGCACUGAAAAUCUUCCACUCAACUUCCAUUUUCAAAAUGUUGAAAUUGGGUUCAGAAUUAUCUAAAACUACUUGUAAAAUUAAUUUCUAUUGAUUUUUUGUUACAGUAAUCAAAUCUGCAACAAAAACGAGGCGGGUAAAGUGUUAAUGUGCCCCAUCUGUACCAAAUUCUGCGACUUUACUCCAUUGUCAGCUAGCUGCCUGUACUCAAAGAUUACCUACAUCUUUGACAAUAGUGCCACAAUAUUGUUCGCUGCCAUUAUGUCGAUAUGGGCCACGUUAUUCCUGGAGGGAUGGAAGCGGUAUCACGCCGAAUUGGCUUACAAAUGGAACGUUUUCGACUUUGAGGCCGAGGAAGAGGUUCUGCGGCCCGAGUUUCAGUUCAGAAAAAGUCAACAAAGAGUGAAUCCGGUGACGCAGGAGAAGGAGCCAUACAUUCCUAUAUACGAGAGGAUAUUCAGGUUUAGUUGCUCUGGAAUUACUGUGCUAUUCUUUGUAAGUUUUUUUUGGUUUUUUGAGCUUUUUUUUAGAGGUUUUGUGGGUGAAUUUUUAAGAAAAACGGCCAGAAAAUGACAUUUUAAAUAGUAUACUGGACUUACAAGUUUAUCAUGGACAUUUUUAUAAUAUAGUAAUGAAUAAUGACUUAAAGCGAGAAUUUUGAAAAACAUUUUUGAAUUUUAAUUUUGGCGGGCUUUCGGCAAGAUCUUGGCAUUGCGUUGCAAGGUCAGGAAAUGAAGUUUACUGAUUAUAUUUACUGUGUAGAAUAAUUUUUGCUAACUUUUUUGAAGUAUUUACACUUUUAACUAUAAAAAUUUUUUAAUUUUAAUUUUGGCGGGUUGUUGACGAAGUUUUGGCAUUAUGUUGCAAGUAUAAAAAAUGACUUUUAUCAUUGGCUAACAGUAAUAGCAGAAAUUUUUGAUAUUUUUCGCGAUUUUUUAAUCAAAGAUUUGAAUUUUAGUUUUGGCGGGCUUUUUUUUGAAGUUUUGGUAUUAAGUGUAAUACGUUUAUAAAUUAUUGUGUUUUCCAAUUUUUAUAUUAAAACAAAGGCUCGUAUUUUACAAUUAUCUUUCAGUUAUGUUUGGUAAUAGCACUGGUGGUCGGAAUUGUGGCGUAUCGUGUCAUCGUACUACAGGUAUUCUUCUCAUGGGGCGACAGUUUCAAAACCAAGGCUUUCAUUUUAACGUCCGUUACGGCCGCUUGCAUCAAUUUGGUCUUCAUUUUGAUAAUGAAUUAUGUAAGUUUGAAAACAAUGGCAAGAACUUUCUUUACAAAACAAAAAGUAGCAAGAACUUUUUUUACAAAACAAAAAAUAGCAAAAACUUUUUUUAUAAGGAAAAAAAUGGCAAGAACUUUCUUUACAAAACAAAAAAUGGCAAGAACUUUCUUUACAAAACAAAAAAUGGCAAAAACUUUCUUUACAAAUAAAAAAUGGAAAGAACUUUCUUUACGAACUAAAAAAUAGCAAGAACUUUUUUUACAGAACAAAAAAUAUCAAGAACUUUCUUUACAGCCUUAAAUAUUUUAGGUAUACAGCUCACUGGCCUUAAAAUUGACCGAAUGGGAGUGUCCAAGAACCCAGACUGAAUUCGACAAUAGUUAUACGUUGAAAGUGUUUCUGUUCCAGUUUAUCAACUUUUACUCUUCAUUGUUCUACAUUGCUUUUAUUAAGGGAAAGUAAGUGGCUUUACAAUGUUGGGAUUGGGGGUUGUUUUGUAAAAUACGGGAUUUUUCUCUUUUUGCUUUUACACAGUGUACGGUAGAAGAGAAAACAGUGGAAAAUUUAUCCCUAACCUUUCUUCUAUCACUAUUUAAGCUAAUAUAGGCUUGAGAUUACUGUAACAACUAAUAUUGCACGUUGAAAGGUUACGGUAGGUGUAGGGUAGUACGGUAGAGGCGGGUAGGUAAAUUAUGUUAAGGUAGGGUAUGGUAGAGUAGGAUAGUGAAAGGUAGAGUAGGGUAGGGUAGGCUAGAGUAGUAUAGGGUAGAGUAUGGUCAGAUAAGGUAGGGUUGGACCAUUUUAGGCUUACAAUGACUUAUGUUAUACUUAAACCUUUUAGAUUCUCAGGCCCUCCAGAGCAAAACAAUGAAAAUGUCUUGGCUAAACUACCCGGUACUACAGUACCAUCAUCCGAAGGCACGUUUAAGAUCUUUGGGGCAAGACUAGAAGAUUGUGAUCCAGCUGGAUGUAUGGUGGAGUUGGUAAUACAACUUUUCAUCAUCAUGUGUGGUAAACAGUUUUUCUCGGCCUUUAUGGAGAUUGGAUAUCCGUAAGAUUUUUAAAUUUUAAAAAUAUCUGUUUUAACUGAGGGUUGGAAAGAAAGUUUUUGCCAUUUUUUGUUUUGUAAAGAAAGUUCUUGCCGUUUUUUGUUUUGUAAAGAAAUUUCUUGCUAUUUUUGGUUUUGUAGAAAGUUCUUGCCAUUUUUUGGUUUUGUUAAGAAAGUUCUUUUAUUUUUUUGGUAUGAAAGUUCUCGUCAUUUUAUGUUUUGUAAAGAAAGUUCUUGCAAUUUUCAGAACUAUCAUGAAUAUUCUCCGCCGAUGGCGCUUAAAACUGCCGAUGGAAAGUGAAAAACAAAAAGAAGAACGAAUGAGACAGGAAAGCCAAACAGCCAUUGAAAGAGAACCUCAUAGAGUUAGCUUGGUCGAGCGAGACUACUGUCUGAACUCGAUUGGGGAACAGUUUUUGUUCGAUGAGUAUCUGGAAAUGGGUAAGGCUACCCCCUACCCCUUACCACCUAUCCCCUACCUUUAACUUUCUACUCCUUACAUUCUAUCCUCUACUCCCUACCUAGACAUGAGAAACGGACCAACCCGGGCCUAAAUUUUUUUUACGUGGAAACGGGCCGGGCUCGACUCAUUUUUCAGGCCCGGCCCGAUCAAAGUUUUGUUCAAGGCUGGCCCGGCUUAUUUCUAAUGUCUACCCCCUACUCCUUACCUUGUACCCACUACCUUGCUCUAUCACGCCUUGAUAUAUCCUGCUUUAUUAUGCUCUACCUUACCGUAUCUUUCUUUUACAAUGUCAUCAAUUUUUAGUAAUUCAAUUUGGAUUUUGCACAUUAUUCGUCUGUGCCUUCCCAUUAGCACCCCUCUUUGCACUUUUAAACAACAUCCUUGAGAUCCGCCUCGACGCCUACAAGUUCAUAGUAACCCAACGAAAGCCAAUCCCCAUGCCAGCAAGAAAUAUUGGCAUCUGGAUGACCAUCCUCGACCUUUUGUCCAAACUCAGCGUCCUCUGCAACGCUUUUGUCAUCGCCUUCACCAGCGACUUUGUCCCUCGCAUGUUCCACUACCUCACCAACGAAGGAAGCCUAGACACCUACCUAGAACAAAGUCUGUCGUACUUUAACGCAACGGAAACAUUGAUCAUCAACAGCAAAUACCCGAACGUUACCCAGUGCAGGUACAGGGACUACAGACGACCACCGUGCAGUUUAGGACUGCGUGAUGAAGAAGGUCAAUGUGAUGAUUUGUACUCGCAUUCACACAAAUGGUGGAUGCUACUGGCUUUUAGACUGAUUUUUGUACUUUUAUUUGAGGUAAGAUGUGAUUUUAAGUCUAUUUUUGGCAAAAACGGUCGAUUUUGUGGUGAUUUGGAAAAUUUGACGAAAUGUCACAAAAAUUAUUGGAAAAUUAAAAUAGUUAAAAAUGAUUUUUAGAAAGCUUUCCGAUGUUUUUGAUUAUUUUUGAAAAUUUGACAAAAUGUCACAAAAAUUAUUGGAAAUUUAAAAAUGUUAAAAUGACGUUUUUUGUUGAGACAGACUGUAUAUGUGAUGGUAUGGAAAAACUUUUGAUUUGUUUUUAUGAUUUAAUGAAGUGUCACAAAAAUUAUUGAUUUUUAGUAUUGUUUAAAAAUGCUCUUUUUUGGGGUCAAAAAUAUGUUUUUAACGUAUUUCAUGAGUGAGUCAGUGCCGUUGACGUAUUUUACACAUUUUUCAAAAAAAAAAUUUUCAGCACGUAGUACUAUCAAUCAAAGCCAUAUUCGCCUAUGUUAUUCCGGACGUACCAACCAAAAUCAUGAUCCAACUGCAAAGAGAAAGAUAUCUAGCACGUCAAGCGGUCCUACAACGUACCGACACAUUCUCGAAUCCAAAUUCGAGUAGAAGUGAACAGCCUUCAGAUGCGGUUCAAACUGACCCCGAAGCUGUGGCUUAUCAAGGUGAAGAUGCGUUCGAAACGGAUGAUGUUGAUGACUUUGAAAGCGCUAAAGAACCGUCAGCGGCUUUAAGGUGGGUUUGUGGAAGGUUUGGGGAUGGUUUAAUGGGUUUUAAGGGAGUUGAAGGUUUUCGUGGUGGGACCUAAUUGGUCUUGACAUGAAAACUUGAAAGAGUGUUUUUGGGGUAUUUAGAAGGUUUGUAAAUCAUAUUUUGGGCAUUUUUAGGAGUCAUAGGGUAAUUUUCGUAAACAUUUUUGAUAAUUAAGGUUUUUGUUGCGGGACCAAAAUGGUCCCACCACGAAAACAUGAAACAUCAAGUUUUUAGUAUUUAGGCUGUAAAAUACGAUUUUACUAUAAAAAUGGUUAUUUUAAAUGUAUUUAAAAAAAAUUUUUGCAGAAGGAUGUACUCGGAUCGUAAAAAGCCGUCUCUAUCAUCAGCUGCCUCUUCAGUACUAUUCUCUCAACGAUUGCCAAUUCAAAAACCAACCUCUACUUAUCCGGAAACGUCAAUCUCAGCCAACGAACUUACCGACACUUCAAACUCACUUCAAGUCCCAAGCCAUCAUGGUGUGAAAGCGGGACCGACCAACAACUAUUCCAGUACUGACUCGUUUCACACAGCACCAAGUGUAAGAUCGGGGCCGCAAAGGGAUGCCAAGUUCAUUAAACGACCGGAAAUGGACACAUUGCCUUGA
Molecule: messenger RNA, 16127 nt
Organism: Bursaphelenchus okinawaensis
Lineage: Eukaryota; Metazoa; Nematoda; Chromadorea; Rhabditida; Aphelenchoididae
Source: the annotation of a GenBank genome assembly